Molecule: messenger RNA, 1146 nt
Organism: Triticum turgidum subsp. durum (durum wheat)
Lineage: Eukaryota; Viridiplantae; Streptophyta; Magnoliopsida; Poales; Poaceae
Source: the annotation of a GenBank genome assembly
AUGGCGACUAAGCUCGCAGCGCUCGUCGUCUUGGCCGCGUUCCUCGCCGGGCCGGCGGCGUGCGACGGCGCCAGCAUUUGCUUCAACGGCUGGCUGAGGCUGCCCACCUACAACGCGGCGCUCUGUCGCCCCAGGCCGGACGUUCAGACGCGGCAGAGGAGACCUGCUCCCUCGGGGUCAGGACUCAGCUCCGGCUAUUACAACACCAGGUGCCCUAGCGCGGAGAAGAUCGUCACGGAUGCCGUGAAGAAGGCCGUGGAUGCGAACCCUGGCAUUGGUGCCGGGCUCAUCCGUCUCUUCUUCCAUGACUGCUUCGUUCGGGGCUGCGAUGGUUCCGUCCUCCUCAACACGACCAACUCGAAGAACAGCGACACGGAGAGGGAAGGCCCUCCCAACCAGAACAGCCUCCGAGGGUUCGAGGUGAUUGACGAGGCCAAGGCGGCGAUCGAGGCUGCCUGCCCCGACACAGUCUCAUGUGCCGACAUCGUCGCCUAUGCUGCCCGCGACGCGUCCUACUUCCUCAGCGACCGCAAGAUCAACAUCCAGAUGCCGGGCGGCCGCUACGACGGCCGCGAGUCAUUCUCCAACGAGACAGACCAGCUGCCUGGGCCCUUCUCUAACCUCACGGCGCUUCAGGGGAGUUUCGCGGCCAAGGGACUCACCUCCGACGAGAUGGUCACGCUCUCCGGCGCGCACACCAUCGGCCGCGCCCGCUGCUUGUUCUUCUCCACCCGUUUCUCUGAGAUGGAACCGGUAUUUGCCGCCAAGCUUAGGGCCCAGUGCAACGGCAACGACGGCACCAACGUGAACCAAGAUGAUGUGACCCCCAACAUCCUGGAUAAGCAGUACUACCAGAACGUGGUCGACAAGAAAGUGUUGUUCACCUCAGAUGCCGUGCUCAACUCGACGGAAACGAUAACGCAGGUGACAGAAAACGCGAACAUGACCGGGGCGUGGGAGAGGAAGUUCGAGAAAGCCAUGGAGACUAUGGGGAAAAUCGGGGUCAAGACCAUAGGCAACCAGCAAGGCGCAGAGAUCAGGAAGUUCGAGAAAGCCAUGGAGACUAUGGGAAAAAUCGGGGUCAAGACCAUAGGCAACCAGCAAGGCGCAGAGAUCAGGAAGGUAUGCUGGAGAGUCAACAACUAA